Molecule: messenger RNA, 2960 nt
Organism: Phymastichus coffea
Lineage: Eukaryota; Metazoa; Arthropoda; Insecta; Hymenoptera; Eulophidae
Product: fatty acyl-CoA reductase wat-like
Exons: 9
Coding region: 254-1903 (549 amino acids)
Biological process (GO): long-chain fatty-acyl-CoA metabolic process
Cellular component (GO): peroxisome
Molecular function (GO): alcohol-forming very long-chain fatty acyl-CoA reductase (NADP+) activity
Source: RefSeq, a predicted model, not a curated record
CCCACUGUACGCAAUUAUCCGAGAGGUUUGGUGUCUGAGAGCAGACAGCGCGCGCGCUCCGUGGUUUUUAAAGUCCUCUCCGCCGAGAGUUUUAGUCUGCCGGUAGCCAAGUAACCGCGAGCUCGCCUUGUGUCAUCGUCGUCGUCGUCGUCGUUGUGUCCCCGUAGGAGAAGCUUUUGUGUAUAUUGUGCGGUGUUUCACGAAGCUAGAGAGAAAGUGAGAGAACGAGUAAACUUCAAAGUCAGCACGCGAUAUGGUAGAGGUACUGAUGGAAUCAGGCGGCCAGGAGGUGGCCCUCGCGGAAACGUGCAGCUCGCGAGCUGGAACACCAACCGAAUGCACUGCCAAAUUGGUAACACAUUCGCAGACGCAAAAGAUAAAUGACGAUGAGAAUACAACGGUCGCGAUGACACCAAUACAAGAGUUUUACGCUGGUCAGAGUAUUUUCAUUACCGGCGGUACUGGUUUUAUGGGCAAAUUGCUGAUCGAGAAGCUGUUACGCAGUUGUCCUGGAAUCGCAUUUAUUUAUCUACUGGUACGUCCGAAGAAAGGCAAGGACGUUCAUCAAAGGACCGAAGAGCUCAUUGAUGAUGUUCUUUUUUUGAAAUUGAAAGAAGAGCGACCGAAAUUCCGAUACCAAAUUGUCGCUGUUGCCGGGGAUUGCAGCCUUCCAGGACUCGGUUUAUCGGCAGCGGACCGAACAAUCUUGACGCGUGAAAUCUCGAUCGUCUUUCACGUAGCUGCAACCGUAAGGUUCGACGAGAAACUCCAGCUCGCCGUCGCUAUCAAUGUACAGAGUCCUGGGGAUAUCAUCAAGCUUUGUAAAGACAUGACGCAGCUCAAGGCAUGCGUUCACGUAUCGACGGCCUAUGCAAACUGCGUGCAUAACGAGAUCGAAGAGAAAUUCUACGACGCGCCGAUCGACGGCAACAAGCUUAUUGCGCUCGUUGAGGGCAUAGAUGAGAAGCUCAUCGAUGACAUCACGAGACCCAUACUCGGUCAAUGGCCUAACACUUAUACCUUCACUAAAGCAGUGGCAGAGGAUGUGAUUUGCAAGGAAAGCGGCGAUUUACCUAUUGGAAUCUUUAGACCCGCUAUUGUGAUUUCAACAUACAUGGAACCCGUGCGAGGCUGGAUCGAUAAUAUGUACGGACCAACAGGUGUGGCCGCUGGUGCAGGUGGAGGGCUGCUUCGCUCCCUGCAUUGUGAUGGUAAACUAAAAGCAAAUGUCGUUCCUGGCGACCUUACCAUCAAUGCUCUCAUUGCUAGCGCGUGGGACAUUGCUAACGUUGGAAAAAACAACAAAAACACCAAAGAAAUACCAAUCUACAACUACGUAUCGAAAGAUAAUCCUAUUACUUGGGAUGAAUUGAAGGAUUACUCAGCCAUAUACGGUGUCGAAUAUCCAUUAACACGUGCCGUAUGGUACUACAGUUUCCGCAACACCAAGAGCAAGUUUGUCCAUACAUUGUACAUGUACUUCUUGCAUCUUCUGCCAGCUCUGUUGGUAGACACCGUGACUCUGUGCCUUGGAAAGCAGCCAAGGAUGCUCAGCAUUUACAAGAAGAUCAUGAAAUUCAUGGAUGUCCUGAACUACUUUACCACAAAAGAGUGGCAAUUCAAAAAUGAUAAUGUGAAUGCUCUUGCCGAUAAACUUCAUAAUAAGGAUAGGAGCUUGUUCUACAUGGAUAUGCGUGAUGUUGACUGGGAUCUCUACUUCCAGAGUUAUAUCAAAGGCAUCAGAACGUAUCUAAUGAAGGAACCUCUGGACAAUCUUCAUGCUGCGAAAAUCAGGUGGCGAAGAAUGUAUUGGCUACAUCAAGCGACGAAAGCCCUCUUCGCCUAUGGCGCGUUGAGGUUGAGUUGGUUCGCGUUGAAAACCGUCUACUAUCUAGUGCUUUAACCAUCUCCGGAAGACAAAGAUAUUUCUUUUUAUUUUGCUGAAACUUCUUGUCGCGACAACGUGGUCGCGUCAAAAAAUACGUGUAUCGUCGGGUGUAACCCAACAUUCCAUCCAUCCGGAGACAUCGCACAUUCGAUCUUCUUCAUUUGUAUUUUUAUUUUACAUAGUUCAGCUUCAAAGACGAAUAUGCGUUAAUUGCAUUUUUUGUAUGUGUUGGAAGACGAGUAAAGCUGACAGAGAUUGCGAAAGCCGUGUUUUAAUCGGCGAUUCCAGAGCAGUAGAAUCACUUUUUAAACGUAACGGUACACUUUUUUGGAUUUUUUUCCUUUUACAUGAUGUUUUCUUGUGCAAGAAACUAUUACCAUGUUACGGGAUGCGUUUUUUUUUUCUUUUUUUUUUAAGACGCGGUGUAGUGAUAUUUGUAGUUUUUUUCUGUACAUGGACUAUUUAUAUUAUACUAUUAAACGUAACCCCUUUUUAUAAUGAAAUCUUUUGUUUAACUUUAUUUCAGUAUUUAAAAUCAUGUUCAAACGGGAGCUCAUAAUUCGUAAUCGAGAUAUCUGACAUUAUUCUCAUAUUUUGUUUGCGACCAUUUAAUGGAUCGGGCAAAUUCUUCUUUGCACAGCAUUGAAUAAUAAAAUCCAUGUAAAGGUCAAGAUUGUUCGUAUGCUUACUAAUAAUGACCUACUAGCGCCGAGCACCGCAGUCAAAAUCAUGACGCAAUCUAAUCAAGCAACUAUGAAUUUUUUACAAUAAUGCUGCCGCAGGUAAGUGCAGACGACAUAAUCGGAAUCGUAAAAAAGUAAUUAUUUAUUUGCACUGAAGUAUAAUCAAUUGCGAUUUGUAAAGCGAGUAAAUAAACAUAAAACGACAACGAGUACCGUUGAAAUAAACCGAAAUCGCGUUCGCAAAGCCAUUGCGCCACUGAUUACGUAUGCAAUGUAAUUUCCGACUCGUUCGAAAGGACUUGCGAGCUCGGAAGCUAAACGUACUUUCGUCAAAUGCGAAUGGUAAGGAUCGUCUUAUAUAACCGAGGCUACGAAUUCCAAAAUCGGAU